Pyrgilauda ruficollis (rufous-necked snowfinch) is the source of this 366-nucleotide messenger RNA. It is a transcript of the gene OPLAH, whose product is annotated as 5-oxoprolinase, ATP-hydrolysing. The record is from RefSeq and is a predicted model, not a curated record. Gene Ontology annotation, cellular component: cytosol. NCBI's taxonomy places the organism in Eukaryota, Metazoa, Chordata, Aves, Passeriformes, Passeridae. The annotation marks the transcript as partial. The transcript has 2 exons. Gene Ontology annotation, molecular function: 5-oxoprolinase (ATP-hydrolyzing) activity. Gene Ontology annotation, biological process: glutathione metabolic process.
GUGGGGACACGGGGACAGCACGGGGGUGGCCGUCCGUGACACGCUGCGGGCGGUGGCCGCGCGCUGGGGGACGUCGCUGGCGGCCGAGGACACGAUGGACGAUGGCACCCCGAUCCGGCUGCGCGUGACACUGCGGCCACGCGAGGGCAGCGCCGUGUUCGAUUUCGGGGGGACGGGACCCCAAGUUCUGGGGAACUGCAACGCCCCCCGCGCCAUCACCCUGUCAGCGCUGAUCUACUGCCUGCGGUGCCUGGUGGGGCACGACAGCCCCCUCAACCAGGUGGGCCCCCAAAACACCCCAAAACCCCCCUGUCAGCGCUGAUCUACUGCCUGCGCUGCCUGGUGGGGCACGACAUCCCCCUCAAC